Molecule: messenger RNA, 1254 nt
Organism: Humulus lupulus (European hop)
Lineage: Eukaryota; Viridiplantae; Streptophyta; Magnoliopsida; Rosales; Cannabaceae
Exons: 2
Coding region: 1-1254 (417 amino acids)
Biological process (GO): DNA integration
Molecular function (GO): nucleic acid binding
Source: RefSeq, a predicted model, not a curated record
AUGAGGAUAGCAGCAAAGGUAUUGCAAUGUAGUUUCUUUUGGCCUACGUUAUUUAAAGAUGCAAAUACUUUUGUUAAGUCUUGUGAUAGAUGUCAACGCACUGGUAACAUAUCAAGAAGAGAUGAGAUGUCGCUGAAUGUUAUUUUAGAAGUUGAGUUGUUCGACGUGUGGGGGAACGAUUUCAUGGGACCCUUUCCAUCAUCCUACAAUAACAAGUAUAUAUUGCUUGCUGUGGACUAUGUGUCUAAAUGGGUGGAAGCAGCGGCAGCUCCUACGAAUGAUGGUAAAGUGGUUCUAAUUUUUUUGCAUAAGAAUAUUUUUACUCGGUUUGGAACUCCCCAAGCUAUCUUAAGCGAUGAAGGGAGUCAUUUUUUCAAUAAAUGGUUUGAUGCUUUGCUUGCUCGAUAUGGAGUACGACAUAGAACUGCGUUGGCCUAUCAUCCACAGUCCAAUGGUCAAGCGGAAAUUUCUAAUAGGGAGGUCAAGAGCAUUCUUGAAAAGACCGUCUAUAACUCAAGAAAGGAUUGGUCUAAAAAACUUGAUGAUGCUUUAUGGGCUUAUAGAACGACAUUUAAGACCCCUAUUUGCAUGUCACCUUAUAGGUUGGUUUUUGGUAAGGCUUGCCAUUUACCAGUGGAAUUAGAACACCGAGCGUAUUGGGCAAUGAGAAGGUUGAAUAUGGACUUGAAUGCAGCUGGGAAAAAUAGGCUAAUGCAAUUGAAUGAACUUGAUGAGUUUAGGAAUGAAGCCUAUGAGAAUGCCAAGAUUUACAAGGAAUGUACCAAGACAUGGCAUGACAAGAACUUGGUUCGCAAAGAAUUUCAACCAGGUCAACAGCAAAUUUGUGGUGGUGUGUGCAUUAUUUUGUGUAGUUUUCGUUAUUGUGUAAUAAUGUCCACUAGUAGAAAAAGAACUAAAACUGGAAAAACAAAAAAACAACAACCACCACCCCCACCCAUAGAGAAUGAGGAAGACCUAAAUUUUGAAGAUGUGCCUAGGUUUGUCAACCCAAUGGCCAAUUCUAGGUACAUUCAAGAUAAGGAGCGUAGCCUUAUUAGGGAGAAAGGGUUUCCCACUAAUUGGAAAGAUGAGUUUAUUGUCCUUGAAGAGUAUAAGUCAGUGAUUAGAGCCCAUAAAUGGGAGGUUUUCUGUGCUCCUCCAAUUACUGCUAUCAUCCCUGUAGUUCGAGAAUUUUAUGCUAAUGCUUUUCACCAUGACUAUACAUGGGAAGCCACUGUUAGGGGAAAACUGUGA